Mesorhabditis spiculigera is the source of this 1902-nucleotide messenger RNA. The record is from the annotation of a GenBank genome assembly. Lineage: Eukaryota; Metazoa; Nematoda; Chromadorea; Rhabditida; Rhabditidae.
AUGGGGCUCAUCAUCGGUGGUCCCACUGGGAACCGCCCCAAGCCAUACAAGGCCAUUGAUCAAAAUUCGGCCUCCUCGGAUCGGGUCUAUCGUUUUGGCAGCACGUCACCCGGUGCCUCCGAUCACUUCAAACUCCUCGAAGCCGACGGCGACUCGUUGUUGGUUGGAGCGAGAAAUGCCGUCUACAACCUCAGCCUCAACAAUCUUGACGUCCACCACACAAUCGAAUGGGCCCCGCCGGCCAACGUCACAGAAGACUGUCUGAUGAAGGGCAAACUGAAGCCCGACUGCGAGAACUACAUACGGGUCUUGGCACGGCAAGGCGGCGGAAAAAUGCUAAUAUGCGGCACGCACGCCUUCAAGCCGAUGUGCCGCGAGUACGUGACGACCCCCGGGUACGCAAAGCCGAAGAGCGUCAGGCAGUUUGAUGGCCAGGCCAUCUCCCCGUACGACCCACGCGACAACUCGACAGCCGUCUAUAUCCCCGAAAAUGACGAGAUUUACGCGGGCACCGUGUCCGACUUUGCCGGCAACGACGCGUUAAUCUACCGGAAGCGGUUGUCGGACAAGGACGAGGGGAUCAGGACACAACGCGAUGACGUUCGCGUCUUGGACUCGCCCAAUUUCGUUACGUCGUUUACCUACAAGGAGCACGUUUAUUUUUGGUACCGGGAGCGAGCCUCUGAGGCGAUGGAUAACAACGAGGAGCGCCAGGUAUACGCGCGCGUAGCCCGCGUGUGCCGAAACGACAAAGGAGCCCCACGACCCGCCAACGAAAAGUGGACCUCCUUCGUGAAGGCACGGCUGAACUGCUCGCUGGCCGCGGGCACCCCGUUCUACUUCAACGAGCUCAAAGCGGUUUCGGAGCCGGUUCCCUCGUCUUCUGAUCACCUUGUGUACGCCGUCUUCACGACGCCGUCCACCCACGUGAGGAUGUCGGCGAUCUGCGUGUUUUCGAUGAACAACAUUCGGGAUGAGUUCCUCUACGGAACGUUUAAGCAUCAGAAGACCGUCUCCUCGCUGUGGUCCCCGUUCGCCAAGUCGGAAAUCCCGAAGCCACGCCCCGGAAGCUGUGUGCCCGACUCGACUAAGUUGCCCGAGGCCACCAUCUCGUUCACGCUGCGCAACCCGUUGCUGCACAAGGCCAUUCAGUCGCGGACCCAGCCAAUUCUCAUCGAGGGCAACGACCACCCGGAGCUGACGCAGAUCGCUGUUUUGCCCGGGGUAACUUCCGUCGCCAACGAGGGUCACGACGUUAUCUUCGUCGGCACCUCCGAUGGGAAAGUCCUCAAGCUGGUGUCCAAUGGCGGAAAGACGGCCAUCAUCGAGGCGGUCAAGGUUUUCCCGAAAGGAAGCCCCGUUGUCAAUUUGCUAACGGCCGGUCAGCAGGGUUUCGUGGCUGUCGUGUCUUCGGAUGAGGUCGCCCUCAUUCCGAUGCACAACUAUGCAGCCCCGAUACAGUAUGCUGGUACCGGAGCGGGCGGUCAGUACACGAUGAACCAUCUGGUGAUCGCGUGUAUCCUGUGCUUUGUACUCGCUGGAGCUCUAGGAUUAUUGAUCGGCUACCGCUUCUCCCGCUCCCAAGCCCUCGAAAACCAGCACCACUCAUCGUCGAGCAGUUCGGGCUCGGACUACGAUAGUUUCGGGCGCCAAACGGCCCGCCUGACCCGGCACGACAGUCUGACGACCACCAACAAGGUCGAGCAGAUCUAUGGGUUGCCGCCGCAAAAGCAUUCCGUCGAUGCGACCUCCCUGGUGUUGUCGAUGCACCCGACGAUGACCGUCUCGCAUUCGCAGGCGGCUUCCGGGGCGACGACACCGGCAAGGGACCGAAACGCCGUGCUCACGUCGCUCAAUCAAUGCACGCUACCACGAGAUUAUAAAGUGAAGAAAGUGUAUUUG